Triticum dicoccoides is the source of this 1211-nucleotide messenger RNA. RefSeq lists its product as uncharacterized. Gene Ontology annotation, molecular function: nucleic acid binding. Bases 105 to 842 code for a protein of 245 amino acids. The transcript has 6 exons. The record is from RefSeq and is a predicted model, not a curated record. NCBI's taxonomy places the organism in Eukaryota, Viridiplantae, Streptophyta, Magnoliopsida, Poales, Poaceae.
CUCUGUCCCGCCGUCUCCGUCUCCGGCCACCGAAGCCCUUCCUUCGCCUGAAAAAGAGAGAGAGAGAGAGAGAGAGAGAGAGCGACAGUUCGUACCAAGGAUCCAUGGCGACUGCGGGCCUGCUGCGGAGGGAGAGGGAGCAGUUCGGCUCUUCCCCCUUCACUGGACAGACGACGAUCGAAAGCAAGAUCCAGGCCCUGGAAGACGACAUUGGCGCCACCAAGGUUAGCAACAGGAGAUCGUGCCGGUGGCUCAACGACCGCCUGCUGCUGGAGCUGGUCCCCCGUCUUGGCGCUGACGAGAUCAAAGGCCUCUUCGCUCCGCCACCAUGGGGUGAGGAGCUGCCCCUGUCUGCAUUCUGCAUGACAAGUUCUGCUGCUGCAUGGGAUGUCUUCAGGACCAUCGACAUGGAUGUUCAGGCAAACUUGUUGCAAUUUCACAUGAGACAAUCAUGCGCGGAUCGGAAGAACAGUCGUUUGGACGAAGACGAGGAGAUUGCGCUGAACGCUUGGCACCGUAUUGAUCGCCACACUAGAGAAGUUAUCAAGAGGAACUUCCUGCCUGACCUGCUUCGGAUGUACGAAGAACGAGUGAGGGCCUUCAUCCAAGACACGAGGGACUUGCUUGCGCUGGAUGUCCAGGACCCGUUCCAGAGGCUGCUCCUACACGGCGUGUGCGAGUUCUACAAUGUGGCAUCUGAGACGACGAGCAGCACAGUGAGAGAGUACGGCGGGGACAGGCUGUGGAAGACGACGACGAUCAGGAAGAGAUCGGGCACGGGCGCUCCACCCAGGAUCACCUUGGUUGACUUCCUGACAAGGAAGAAGAAUGGAUGCCACUGAAAUUUCAUUUUGUGAUCAGGCACCUUCUUUCCUUUAGAUCAGGCACGGGCGCUCCAUCCAGGAAGAAGUGGUUGUGCUUGAUUUGUAGUACUACUCCCUCCGUCCGAAAAAGUUUGUCCCUCAAAUGGAUGUAUCUAGCAUCAAUUUAGUGCUAGAUACAUUCAUUUGAGAGACAAGUUUGGGACAAGUUUUAUCGGACGGAGGGAGUACUAGUAUGCCAGCUAGCAAUCUAUACUCCUUAAUUUGAAGUGCUACUCAAUCAGUGGAGUAGUAGCGUACUAUUUGAUGGUUAAUAUAUGACACUUACUAGCUGUACUAUGAUUGUCGGUCUUUGUCGUUUCAUACAUGGAUCGAUCUCGGUUGUAGUAG